Molecule: messenger RNA, 979 nt
Organism: Gambusia affinis (western mosquitofish)
Lineage: Eukaryota; Metazoa; Chordata; Actinopteri; Cyprinodontiformes; Poeciliidae
Product: scavenger receptor cysteine-rich type 1 protein M130-like
Exons: 5
Coding region: 1-975 (324 amino acids)
Cellular component (GO): membrane
Source: RefSeq, a predicted model, not a curated record
AUGGAGAAGAUGUCAAAGCUUCCUGACAGCAACAACAAGGUUACACCCAGAGCACCACUGAACAACCCUACGAGGAGAUCACAACGUUCAGGUAGAAACAGCUGCUCACCUGGUCAAGCUGUUGGACUCACCUGUUCAGGUCAAAACAUCAGGUUGGUGGGAGAGGCCAGCCGAUGUGCUGGGAUACUGGAGAUGAAACAUCAACAAGAGUGGAGACCAGUGGCUGUUUGGGAUAGUUACUGGAACAUGAACUCAGCUGCUGCAGUUUGUGCUGAACUGGACUGUGACUCAGUCAGGCUGGUUCAAGGGACCAACCGGUGCUCAGGCAGACUGGAGGUGAAGACCAACCAGUCGUGGUCCUCAGUGUGUGAAAAAGACUUUGACCUGCAGGAUGCAAAGGUGGUCUGCAGGGAGAUUGGCUGUGGGCCUCCUUCAGUCCUCCAGGGGGCGCUCUAUGGAGAAGCAGAGGCUCCAGUGGGGAGCAGAGAGUUCCUGUGUGAAGGCAGUGAGUCUGCUCUGCUGAACUGCAGCAGCAGGAAGAGUUCAGGUAGAAACAGCUGCUCACCUGGUCAAGCUGUUGGACUCACCUGUUCAGACAUCAGGUUGGUGGGAGAGGCCAGCCGAUGUGCUGGGAGACUGGAGAUGUUACAUGAAAAAGAGUGGAGACCAGUGGAUGUUGGGUUUUAUUACUGGAACAUGAACUCAGCUGCUGCAGUUUGUGCUGAACUGGACUGUGGUUCUGCUGUUUCAGCAAGAAAUUCAAAGAGAACUUCAUACAGACCAGUUUGGGAGAUCAAGUCUGACUGUUUCCAGUCAGGAUCUGGAAUAAAGAACUGUUUACCUUAUGAUACAAACAGUGAUCAGAGCCAUGAGUUCAUCUGCUCAGGUAACUCUGAACUCUCAUAUUUAUUUCUUUUAAAAUGUUUCUUCCAUCAGGUUCCAGAUGUCUGCAGAGAAACCGUCACCUUUAACUAAGAAC